Molecule: messenger RNA, 2085 nt
Organism: Sinocyclocheilus anshuiensis
Lineage: Eukaryota; Metazoa; Chordata; Actinopteri; Cypriniformes; Cyprinidae
Exons: 12
Coding region: 1-2085 (694 amino acids)
Source: RefSeq, a predicted model, not a curated record
AUGGCUGAUGAAGGGCAUCAUCUUGGAUCUUCACUUCUUGUUGCCACAUCUUUGGGCAUGGUCAGUGGGUUUCCAUUAGACUACAUGCAUCUUGUCUGCUUGGGUGUCAUGAGGCGACUCUUGUACCUGUGGCUCAAGGGUCCACUGGCUUGUAGGCUCUCAGGUUUACAGGUGAAUAAUCUCUCUGAAAAGCUCUUGGAGAUCAGAAAAAGUGUGCCAGUGGAAUUUGCACGAAGGCCAAGAUCGUUGAAUGAAGUUGGUCGAUGGAAAGCCUCUGAAUUCCGCCAGUUCCUGCUUUAUACUGGUCCUGUGCUCCUUAAAGAUUUCCUGCAUACUGCACACUUUGGAAAGCUGUAUGGUGACAUGUACCUUUCCUACAAUGUGCACAACCUUGUGCACCUUGCACAAGAUGUCAAAGUGCAUGGGAACCUGGAUUCCUUCAGUGCCUUCAAAUUUGAAAAUUUCAUGCAAAAACUAAAGAGGCUUGUUAGGAAACCAGAAUCUCCCUGCUGCCAGGUUGUGAAGAGGCUUGCGGAGAGAGAGUCAGUACAAAUGCAAAGAGUAGAAAGUUCAGGUGUAAGGAGAGAACACACAUCUGGACCUCUACCACCAUGUUUUCAGUGUCCACAACAGUACACCCAAUAUAACACAGAGCUCUUCACCCUUAAACUUGACCAAGCCAACAGCCACGUCUACAUUCAGGGAAAGGUAGCAAAGAUCAGGAAUAUAAUUGUUGAGAAAGAGGAGGUACACCUGGUCUACUCCACAUUUGCCCAUCAAGAGUCCUUCUUUGAGUACCCCACAUCUUCCUCUACAUUUGGCAUACAUUUAGUAGAUGGCCUCUUGGACAUGACACAGCACUGCAUACUUUUCGAGGAGGAAAACAAAACUGGCCCGGUGGCAAAGGAGUGGUUUUUAGAUGGCCUUGCUUGGUGGCCCCCAUACAGGAACAAGUCCCAGAUUCUCCGAAGUGUCCAAAAAAAGGUUGUCCCCAAUCCAUCAAAGGGCUGGAGACAAUUUGCUGCACGUGUGCUCUACGAAUCAGAUUCAAUUAACAAAAUACAAGAAAAGUGGGAAAAAUCAUGUGUAACAUCAGACCUAAACACAGACAAAGAACACGAAGUUACAACUGUACGACAACGAAGGAAACCAAAACGUCUCAGGUCACCAUCACCCUCAUCAACAUCAUCACCUCCAUCAGAGGAAGAUGACCAUUUGGCAACUUUACAAGAAACUUGCCUGCCCAAAACACCAAAAAGGGUUAAUCGACUCCCUUCCAGAAACCUAACAGCCCCUCCUCCCUUACCAGUGGUCACAAGACCAAAGAGCACAGAUGCCAUCAGAGCUGUGAUUUCACAGGCCCGACCAGUGUCCUCCAACAGUGACCCUUGCCCUGUUCCAGCCUGGCAACCCAGCAAUAUGGACUGUUCUCAACGGAUGACAUCAAAUUUGAGGCAAGAUUUGGAGAUCAGACUAGAAACAGACUGUCAUCAAAGGCCAGCUUACACUGAACUAACAACAGUUAGUUGGAGACCAAACGAGGUGGAGGCACAUCAUCCAACUCCACGGCCUGAUGAUAGACUGGGCUUUCCUGAACAUCAAAGAUAUAGCCUUCGUGACACACAUCAACGAAUGCCAACUACCUGCACUGCAGUUGAAAGGAUCAUCCUGGAGCAGAUUGGGGAACUUCACAUCAAGGUGGACCAUUUGACAGCCAUUGUUCAAUCUCUCAGUCAAACCAGGGCUCAAGAACAACAACCUCAGAGCAAUGACUGUGACCAUUUAUUUCCCAUCUCCACACUUAGUGAAUUAAACUGCUUUGAUGAAAGGCUUCUUCGAGAUGGCGAUUUUAAGAAACAUGUGAUCGCAAAGCUGUCCACAACAGGGGGAAACUCUGUUAAAAAAACAGUGUGGCGGGUGUGCAGGAAGGUCUUUAGUCCUGAAAUUGCCACCCAACUAAAUUGGUGUGGGAGAGGACAGAAGACUGGCAUCAAGUCACGACCAGUGCAUGAAGUUCUACUCUUAUUUCUAACAAAGCUACCGACAAUGUUACAACCAAUGCUCUGUGACUGUGACAUGGUUUAA